AUGCAAGAAAACCACUCUGUUAGCUACCUCCACGAAGCAAAUGCCUCAAAGAGACCCAACGGGCUAUUUUCACAAACCAAAAAGCAAGCUAAUUUUCCAAAAGUUCUAAAUCAAACUGAAGAGGAGAUAGAAGAUGAGGACCUUAUGGUAGACCUCAACACGGGGUCUUUGACUCCUGUCAAUUUAAAAUAUUGGACCCGAAUGAGUACAAUGACUGAGAAUUUUGGCAAGCUGUGA
Molecule: messenger RNA, 237 nt
Organism: Saccharomyces mikatae IFO 1815
Lineage: Eukaryota; Fungi; Ascomycota; Saccharomycetes; Saccharomycetales; Saccharomycetaceae
Exons: 1
Coding region: 1-237 (78 amino acids)
Source: RefSeq, a predicted model, not a curated record